Messenger RNA from Acyrthosiphon pisum (pea aphid), 580 nucleotides. RefSeq lists its product as uncharacterized. NCBI's taxonomy places the organism in Eukaryota, Metazoa, Arthropoda, Insecta, Hemiptera, Aphididae. The record is from RefSeq and is a predicted model, not a curated record. Bases 122 to 580 code for a protein of 152 amino acids. The transcript has 3 exons.
UAGCGACAACUAUAUACUAACUGAACUACGCUCGUCGCUCAUACGCACUACGCUGUGUUUACCGUCUACGACUGUCUUCUGCAUCUUUUUGUCUGUUUCUAGUUUGUUCCUCUAUUUUGCCAUGUCUGUUGUGGUUAAAACGUGUUGUAAAUGCCAACGAUUGUAUUUGCCUCAUUUCAUCCACGAUUGCAAUGUACUAGAUACUUCAUUGAUACCUAGUACAUUACAAUCGUCAGAUCGAGCGAAAACAGUUAUCAAUACUAAGCAACAAAACAUUAGGCCAAACACUACAGAAAUAGAUGAUGGUACCGUUAGUAACGAAAUUUUAUAUUCAACUAUUAUUGGGGCAGUGCUGAAAUAUCCUGCUUUGUGGGACCAUCGUCUACCUUUAAAGGACCGGACUGAGAUCAAAAAAAGAACAUUAUGGGAAUUGGUGCAUUUGGAGUGUGCAGGUUUGGUCCAAUCUAUUAUCAAGCUAUUUUUGUCCGAUGCAUUCUUUCAAUAUGCAUAUUCGUGUUUAUUCCAACAUUUAGUUUGUGGCAAUAAGCCCAUGACUGCACAGAUGGAGCAUAAUAACUAA